AGUGUUAUGGUUGUUUAGAAGGUAGAGGGCGGAAGCGACGAGAAAGCGUAAAUAAGAUGGUACAAGGAUAGAGAGAGUGUUAGGGAGUGAAAGUAAAAUGGGAAGCAUAAGCACAAGCACAAGCAACAGAGUUCGUGCAUCCCAGCAUCAGCACCAACUCGUGUGCACCCGCACCCACCACAUUGGAGCUCUGAUUCUGGUGGUGACGACCUUCUUCGUCACCCGCAUCUUGGACCGGCAAUUCCUCCCUUGCAUCCGUCCUUCUCAAGAUCUGCUCCACCGCACAUCGCAUGGCCAGGAUGAGGGCGGCGGAGAUCUCCCCUGGCCCCGUCAUGGCUACGGAGACUACCUCCACCUCAAAAUCUAUGUCUACGACGACCACGAGAUCGAUGGCUUGAAGGCCUUGAUGUACGGCCGCGACGGCACCAUCAGCCCCAAGGCUUGCUUGAAAGGCCAGUGGGGCACUCAGGUUAAAAUACACAAGUUACUUCUACAAUCCAGGUUUCGGACGACGAACAAAGAGGAAGCGGAUCUGUUCUUUGUGCCAGCGUAUGCUAAGUGCGUUCGGAUGUUGGGCGGCCUUAAUGACAAGGAGAUUAACGCCACCUAUGUCAAGGUUUUGAGUCAAAUGCCGUAUUUCAGGCUUUCUGGUGGCCGCAAUCACAUAUUUGUUUUCCCAAGUGGUGCUGGAGCUCACUUAUUCAGAUCUUGGGCAACCUAUAUAAACCGUUCCAUAAUUCUUACUCCUGAGGGGGAUCGUACUGAUAAGAAAGAUACAAGUGCCUUUAAUACUUGGAAAGAUAUUAUCAUCCCUGGAAAUAUUGAAGAUGGGAUGACUAUGAACGAGCCACCCAUUGUACAGCCUUUGCCUCUAUCAAAACGGAAGUAUCUAGCAAAUUAUUUAGGUCGUGCACAAGGAAAGAUUGGACGUCUUAAGUUGAUAGAGCUUGGAAAGCAAUUUCCAGACAAGUUGGAAUGUCCAGAUUUGAAGUUCAGUGGCCAUGACAAACUUGGGAGGACAGAAUAUUUUGAGCACUUGCGAAAUUCCAAGUUCUGCCUUGCUCCUCGUGGGGAGUCAUCUUGGACUCUUCGGUUCUAUGAAUCUUUCUUUGUGGAGUGUGUCCCAGUUAUAUUAUCAGACCAAGCAGAGCUACCUUUUCAGAAUGUCAUUGACUACACCCAGAUAUCAAUCAAAUGGCCCUCCACCCAAAUAGGGCCCCAGCUUUUGCAGUACCUAGAGUCAAUACCAGAUGAAGAUAUAGAGGGGAUGAUAAGUCUUGGUAGAAAAGUGAGGUGUUUAUGGGUAUAUGCUUCUGACUCAGCUCCAUGUUCUGCAAUGCAAGGAAUUUUGUGGGAACUUCAAAGGAAAGUCAGGCAGUUUCACCAGUCAGCUGAAACAUUCUGGCUGCACAAUGGAUCUUUUAUAGAUAGGAACUUUGUCAAAUUCUCUGAUUGGAAACCUCCCAUACCUUUACCUUGAUUCUCCUUGAAAGGCUCCAUUUUUGCUAGCUUGGAUUAUUUGUACAUUUCUGAAAGUUUAUAUUUCAUUUUUUUUCAUUGCUAACUGUUUAUUGUUUUACCAAUACCGGUUAAUGUAUCGAGUUUCACACAUUGUAAAUCAUAUAUCCUAAUAGGUUAAACCACUUUGACUGCAAUCUUUCUUCUAUGUUAUGAAUAUGCUAACUGGAUAGAUUGUGUACCCUAAAUAUUGUUUUAAUCUAUUGUGUGCCAGGCAAAAUGCCCUUUCUAUUUUCUUUCA
Molecule: messenger RNA, 1759 nt
Organism: Ziziphus jujuba (common jujube)
Lineage: Eukaryota; Viridiplantae; Streptophyta; Magnoliopsida; Rosales; Rhamnaceae
Product: probable glucuronosyltransferase Os02g0520750
Exons: 8
Coding region: 98-1480 (460 amino acids)
Molecular function (GO): glycosyltransferase activity
Source: RefSeq, a predicted model, not a curated record